Molecule: messenger RNA, 858 nt
Organism: Callorhinus ursinus (northern fur seal)
Lineage: Eukaryota; Metazoa; Chordata; Mammalia; Carnivora; Otariidae
Gene: CLMB
Product: chromosome unknown C16orf74 homolog
Source: RefSeq, a predicted model, not a curated record
CCCGUGCACUGCCCGGCCCGGGCCAUGACCCCCGCUGCUCUCUCUUGCAGGCUCGUCGCCCCGGUCCCCAGAGCCCGGCCACCGCCGCCGCCAGCGCCCGGGCGGGCCCUGUGCGCCCCGGGCGCGGCUCCGCAGUGAGCCCCCCAGGAAGCGGCCCGCGGAGCGCCGCCAUGGGGCUUCAGCUGUCCUGCCUGAAAGGCUUUAAAAUGUGUGGCGGUAGCAGUAGCCAUGACGAGGCCCCCGUCCUGAGCGACAAACACCUGGACGUGCCCAACAUCAUCAUCACCCCCCCGACCCCCACGGGCAUGAUGCUGCCACGGGACUCCAGGCAGACAGUCUGGCUGGACGAGACAGGGUCGUGCCCAGAGGAUGGAGAAAUAGACCCCGAAGCCUGAGGAGGAGGCACAGGUCGGAGACGGUCCUGCUCCAGGGACCCCCAACCCCACGAGUCCCUGGGGGCGUGGCUGCCUGGGGCAGAUGCGCCGAGCACGCCGGACGCUGGAUGGGAGAACGGAAGAAUCCGGCACCUGAGCAGCUGCAACGUGGCAAGAAGAGCAAGGAAUCGGCCGGCCCUGCCUGCUUGCAGAGCCACGUUUCCCAGGCCCCGCUGAGCUGAGCUGACCGGACCUCUCACGCCCACACGGUCAUGGUGACAGCCACCGGGGUGGAGGGAGAGACUUUCUCCUGGACAAACGUACCCUCCCUGAGCCCUCGGCCACACAGUUGGGUGUGCACGAGGUCAACACACACAGGAACUUGCAGAGGAGUGGCUCCGUUUUUUACAAGUUGUUUUACAGAUAUCAAAACAGUCCAGAAAGUGAUUUAUAAUUCCUUUUUUGCAUUAUAAAUAAAGGUCAU